AUGAUGAAGUAUCUUGUUGAACAUGGCGCUGAUGUAAAUGACGAGGAUAACGUAGGGAGGACCGCGCUGAGCUAUGCUGUUACACAAGGUACGCUAGAAAUGAUGAAGUAUCUUGUUGAACAUGGCGCUUAUGUAAAUGACAAGGAUAACGUAGGGAGGACGGCGCUGAGCUAUGCUGUUACUAAAGGUAGGGUAGAAAUGAUGAAGUAUCUUGUUGAACAUGGCGCUGAUGUAAAUGACAAGGAUAACGUAGGGAGGACGGCGCUGAGCUAUGCUGUUACUAAAGGUAGGGUAGAAAUGAUGAAGUAUCUUGUUGAACAUGGCGCUGAUGUAAAUGACAAGGAUGACGUAGGGAGGACGGCGCUGCACUAUGCUGUUAUUAAAGGUACGCUAGAAAUGAUGAAGUAUCUUGUUGAACAUGGCGCUGAUGGUACGCUAGAAAUUGUAAAAUAUCUUGUUGAACAUGGCGCUGAUGUAAAUGGAGAGGAUAUUUAUGGACGGACAGUGCUGCACGAUGCUGCUAGUGAAAGUACACGAGAAAUGGUAAAAUAUCUUGUUGAACAUGGCGCUGAUGUAAACGUCAAGUAUUUAGUUGUACAGGGUGCUGAAACUCUGAAAAGUUAUACUCUUGGCAUUGAAAUCCUGAAGAGGGCAGUUCUGGAAAAUUCAGUUGUUUUGGUCAAUCUUCUGUUGGAAAAGAACAUCGCUGUGUGGAGAGCUGGAACAUUUCUUGUUGAAGGAAAGCAAAUGAGUCUUCUUGAAUGGAGUAUUCACCUUGGUCACCAUGAAAUUGCAACUAUCCUCAAAAGGUCCGUAAAACAUCGCGAGAAGAUUCAUAUGUUGAAAACAAUGAAUUGUAACGAGUUAGGAAAGAUUGAAACACCGAUGCAGGCUUUUGUCGCAAAUGAUCAAUUCAAAAUUGGUGGUGGAGGUUUUUCUUGUGUCUAUGUUGGUCUCAAGAAGGAUAAAAGUGAAGUUGCUGUCAAGAGAAUUUUGGUACAAAGUGAGGACAAAACAAUUGAAAACGAAAAGGAAAUCAUGAGUCUUAUUAAAACAAACGCCUGUCCAUUUAUAGUGAACUAUCGACAUUUUCACCGUGACGCUAACUUCAUGUAUCUUAUUGUUGAUCUUUGCGAAGAAACCUUGAGGGAACUUGUUCAAGCAUGCAGUAUUGAACAUCUAAAAGAGCAAGGUCCACGAAUGAUUAGGGAAAUUCUAUCAGGACUUGAAUUUCUCCAUGGUAAAGGAAUAUUACACAGAGAUCUAAAACCAUCAAACGUCCUGGUUGAUAUCGAAGGCCGCAUGAAAUUGGCAGAUUUUGGAAUAAGCCGCGUUCUAAAUGAGGAUGAAACGACAGUUGAAACAGAUGCAAAAGGUACUUUGGGGUGGAUGCCACCGGAAGUAAUUAAGGCAAUAGUUAAAAAAGAAAAGGGUCGUUUUAAAAAGAAAUCAGAUGUCCAUGUGGCGGGUAUGAUUGCUUUUUACGUGUUAACCAAAGGUGAACACCCUUUUGGAUCUACAUUAGAUCGAAUGAAAAACAUUUUAGAGGAUAAUCCGGUCAAUUUGGAGAAACUUGGUGACCGCGAAGCUCGUAGGUUUGUGUCGUGGCUGAUUAAUCACAAGAUUGAUGAUAGACCUUACGCUCACGAAGGACUGAGGGAUCCUUUACUUAUUAUCAAUCACCACAAGGAACACAGCGAGCAAUAAGACCACAAACUACGAAGUUUGUUUGACCCGUUUAAUCCUUGAAGGGAAAAUUUGGAACAACGAAAAUUGGAGUGCGACAGAACCAAUAGUAUCUGGUGACAUUAUAGAGAUUUGUAUUUCGUAGAACGUCGGUAGCAACUUUGAUUGUUGGUAGCAUCAUUUACAGCUUCGGAAGUCGCCGUGUAUCUCGCGACACUUUCCAAAUCCUUUCGUCAAAAAUCGAUAACAUGUUGAAUAUUGUUUAAGGUAUUUUAAUAAUUUGCGAGGUUGUUUUAUCGAGGUGAUUCCAGAUCCUUUGUCAAUCAGCGUGACAAUAGUUCAGCAGAAUGCGCUGUAGUUCUUACGUAUAAAUUUAAAUCAGCUCCCGUUGGGCAUUCUAUAUUUUUUACACUUAAAAUAUUCUUGUUAUAAAGACCUUUUUACACAAGAUGUGGUUGGU
Molecule: messenger RNA, 2146 nt
Organism: Dendronephthya gigantea
Lineage: Eukaryota; Metazoa; Cnidaria; Anthozoa; Malacalcyonacea; Nephtheidae
Product: serine/threonine-protein kinase TNNI3K-like
Exons: 3
Coding region: 1-1707 (568 amino acids)
Biological process (GO): positive regulation of transcription by RNA polymerase II; protein phosphorylation
Cellular component (GO): nucleus
Molecular function (GO): transcription cis-regulatory region binding; ATP binding; protein kinase activity
Source: RefSeq, a predicted model, not a curated record